AUGUACAAUCAUCAUAUUCUUUAUUUGACUAUACUUAUAUUGUGUCUAUUCAAUUUCAUAGCAUCAGCUACUCCUAAUUGUCCGGUUGAAGCCGAUCCAACAACAAUUCUUAGUUGUGUUGCUAUUGAUGCUGUUGGUUUAGUUCAAGCAACAAAAGGUAAUAUACGAGGAUUUUGUACUAUGGCUGAACGUUUUAUGGAAUGUCUUAAAACAAAAACAAGAGGAUGUUUUGGUGAAGAUUUCGUACGUGGAUCUCUUUCAGAAUUAAUUGAACUUUCACAAAAAUGUUGUGUAAAUAAAGAGGAAAAGGUGAAUGAAGAAUGUCCAUUUAUUACAAAACCAAAUUGUUUUUCUUUAACUGAUAUGGCAAAAACUUCCAUGGGUACUGAAAUUCUUAUUAAAGAUCUUAAAAUAGGCGAUCAAGUACUUGCUAUUGAUUAUAAUGAUCAAAUAGUUUCAACAGAAAUUAUUUCAUUUUUACAUUAUGAAAAUAAUUCUCAAACUUUUUUUUAUACAUUUACAACUGAAACAGGUCAUCAUAUAUCUUUAACAUCAGAUCAUCUUAUAUUUAUUGGAAAUGGUACAUAUAUUCAAGCACGUUAUGUUAAUCCUAAAUUACAUAAUCUUUAUGUUAUUGGAAAUAAUGGUCAUUUACAAUCAUCAUCUAUUCGUUCAAUUGAUGUUCAACUCAAACAAGGCUAUGCAACACCUAUAACUCAAUAUGGAACCUUGAUUGUUAAUAAUGUUAGUUCAUCAUGUUAUUCAUCUAUUUAUCAUCAUAAUUUAGGACAUAUGGCUAUGGCACCUUUACGUUUAGUUCAUCAUGCUAAACAAAUAUUUGGUAUUGUUAAUAAAAAUGAAAUACCUAAAAAUGGUAUUCAUUGGUAUCCAAAAGCAUUAAAUAAUUUUCUUCAUAUGCUUGGACCUUUAGCAAAUAUAUUUACAACAACUAUGGGACAAAUUUAA
Molecule: messenger RNA, 966 nt
Organism: Rotaria sordida
Lineage: Eukaryota; Metazoa; Rotifera; Eurotatoria; Philodinida; Philodinidae
Source: the annotation of a GenBank genome assembly